Molecule: messenger RNA, 2344 nt
Organism: Brassicogethes aeneus
Lineage: Eukaryota; Metazoa; Arthropoda; Insecta; Coleoptera; Nitidulidae
Source: the annotation of a GenBank genome assembly
CAAAAUACCAACUCUGGUAAAUUACUGAAACUUGACAACGUUAAAACAAAAAACCAUCGAAAAUGACACAACGCAGCUGAUAGUGUUUUGUAUUGGCUGAUAAAUUGUAUUAUUUGAUAACAACAUCCGAUUAACCGCAUCUUAAAAUGUAAUUGUGAAUUAUUUUGGUUGUAACGUGACAUGAGCGCACUCAAGGUUGUUUCACCUCCCCACAAAUUAUGUCAUUUAGGCUGAUGUCUGCAAUUAAUUCGACUAUAGUAAACUCUCAGAGGAAGCCCGAGGACUCAGGCAAGCUUUUAGGCCAACUUUUAGAGUGCGUGCAGGAUUGCCAGAAAAGAUAUGGAGGUAAAACGGAGUUAGCAACAGAAUUUGAUAGUUGUGUGGCUGGCCUUUGUUUGUCUUUGGAAGCGGUUUUUUCGCAUGGUUUACGUACGAAACCCUUUGAAAAACAGAACUCUUCUGCUUUGAAACAAGUGUCUGAUAUCGUUACCAACAGUCUGCAUAUAGGGAACGAGGUGCCAUCUUUUUGGCCUUUUGUUAAAAGACAUCUAACCAAUCAUGAGCAGGAGCGUUAUUCAGUUUUGAAGCAAAUUUGGACUGAUAUAGGUCGCAGUAAGGCCUGGAUUAGGUCUGCUCUAAACGAGAGAUCGUUGGAAAGAUAUUGUACCAAAUUAUUGGGAGAUCAGGAAAUUUUAAAAAUCUACUAUGAAGACUGGGCUUUGUUGCGAGACCAAGAGAAAAGCAGCUUACUACCUAAUAUGGCAGCAGGCCUAUGCUCCAUACUGUUUGCUGUGAGUAUCGAUAAGCCAGAGCUUAAUAGCGGGAUCGCCCAUAGAAACGAUCAUCUCAGAUCUAAAGCAGAGCCCAUUAUAGAGGCACCAGUCUUAACAGACCGGCCGACGCAGCGCAAGAAAAACAAAAAAGUGGCUCGCCAGUUCAUUUCGUUCGACGACGACGACAGCGGCCGUCUGUCGACCAGUCUGCCCUCGAGUUCUUCGAGCAUGUCCUCGCUGGAGACGAGCUCGUGCGCGGAGGCGGCCAAACCGCCGGCGCUCGCCGAUCCGCAGCUGAACCAGAUCAGCGAGGAGGCGCGGGCGGACCCGAAGCCGCCCGAACCGCAACGACCGCACUCCGUGCAUCGGAAGCUGUCGUUCGAGAACAGCGGCUCGCGGGACAAGUUCUCCACCGAAGUUCCCGGAAGUUUGACUCCGGUGUCUCAGGUCGAAAUCGGCGAACUGACGCCAGUUUCGGUGGAAGUGAACAAAAACUUCGAAUCUCCCGACUCCUCGGACGACAUCCUCGAGGUGCCCACCGACAUCAGCGCCGUGCUGAUAGCGGUAGAAAACAAAAACCAAGAGGAGCUCGCGAAAAGGCAGGAAAAAAUCGACCUCCUCGCGAAAGAAAACGACGGCCUCAAGGAGCAGAUAAAGAAGUACGUGGGCGCCAUCCAGAUGCUCAGAAGGGACGACGACGGCAUGCAGAAGGCCUUGGACGGCUUGCAAAUCGAACCCCAGCCCGACUACAAGGGCGAGGCGAAGUGCUUCGAGAGAAAGUUGGUGCAAGUCGCCGAGAUGCACGCCGAGCUGAUGGAUUUUAAUGUCAUGCUGCAGCAGAGUUUGUGCAAAAAAGAUGCGCUUCUGGAGCGGUUGAAAAACGAGCUGGCGGUUUUAAGAGGGCCGAUGUCUACAGACGAGUCAAAUGAGGAGGAGAUGAGGAGCAGCGUCAAUAUUUGGGUACCUUCCGCAUUUUUAACAGGAUCUGGAUCAAGUUCCCACCAUGUUUACCAAAUAUUCCUUAGAGCUGGAAACGAUGAAUGGAACAUUUAUAGGCGAUACGCGCAAUUUUACGCUCUUCAUACAGAUUUGAAAAAAUUGGACCCUGUAGUGGCCACAUUUGAUUUUCCACCGAAGAAAAGCAUAGGAAAAAAAGAUUCCGCUUUGGUAGAAGACAGGCGCAAACGCCUUCAAAUAUAUUUGAGAAGAGUUUUAGGACAUUGGCCCGAAUUGUCUCACUGCAAUAGUAGAUUUUUGCUGGAGCAACAUUUGGCUUUCUUUAAGGAUGUGAAGGAAGAUCCAAAAAAGAAAAGUGUUUUUUCGUCGAGAAGAAGCGGCCCAAAUGAUAAUCAUUAUACAGGGCUUUAAUAAUUGUAUGGUUUAGUUGAAUUUUAAUUUUAAACUACAUUAACAAACAUAUAAGUAUUCUGGUUACUAGAUGCAACAUUAUCGCUGGAACGAAUAUGUUACUACUUACUCAUCCUAAGUAUAUUUUUAUGUAAAUACUCAACUAUUUUUUAUGAAAUGUAUUGUUUUAAUUUUAAUAUAACAGUUUAUAGAUUUUAAAAAAA